Molecule: messenger RNA, 132 nt
Organism: Tuber melanosporum (Perigord truffle)
Lineage: Eukaryota; Fungi; Ascomycota; Pezizomycetes; Pezizales; Tuberaceae
Exons: 1
Coding region: 1-132 (43 amino acids)
Source: RefSeq, a predicted model, not a curated record
AUGAUUGAAGGCCUUACCCUGAGCUACAUGUUAUGGUGGUUCAUUACAAUUUACAACACCUAUGCUAUUUGCACUAGGAUUUAUAUUUAUGUUUACUAUUGGAGGGUUAAAUCUCCACUUAGCUCUCCCUAA